This is a messenger RNA of Aspergillus vadensis CBS 113365, 2310 nucleotides long. Its product is annotated as putative plasma membrane antiporter. Lineage: Eukaryota; Fungi; Ascomycota; Eurotiomycetes; Eurotiales; Aspergillaceae. Gene Ontology annotation, cellular component: plasma membrane. Gene Ontology annotation, molecular function: sodium:proton antiporter activity. Gene Ontology annotation, biological process: regulation of membrane potential; sodium ion export across plasma membrane; proton export across plasma membrane. The transcript has 7 exons. Bases 289 to 1986 code for a protein of 565 amino acids. The record is from RefSeq and is a predicted model, not a curated record.
UACAGUGUGGUAAGGGGUGACUAGGAGUUCGUUGAUGGUCUGGCCGUGCUGUAUGAACAGGCGGCCUCCCCCGACUUUCUACCCUAGCCAGGGCAGAAUUUGAAUGGUAUCUUUGACCGGCACAAAUAAUCCAUUUACGCCAGUCUCCCACACUUUGACUUUGAAAGAUUGAUGGUUCUCAGUAUCUAUCUUUGUUAGGACCCAUGCGCGAUUUCUUUAACUCGACUUGGGAGUGAGGCUUGUUUGCCCCAGCCGGACCCAGUCAACAGCUGUUUGGCGUUAGCAGGGAUGUUGCAUCCGUUUCUUGACGUUAGCAACUUCAAUCUUGUUCUUUCCGUUACAGGCCUUUACAUUCUCCUAUUUGGCUUCGUCUCCCUGAAGGUCAAACAAAGAUGGUACCUUGGUGAAGCUCUGCCUGCCUUCGUGGUUGGCAUCUGCUUUGGGCCAGCUGGUGCAAAGUUACUGAAUGUUUCUCAAUGGGGAGGUGAUAGUGCCAACGAGACCAGCGAGAUAGCCUAUGGCUUGACCCGUCUCGUCAUUGGUGUUCAGUUAGUCAAAGUGGGAUAUGAACUACCCAAGAAAUACCUGAGGCAACGCAUGGUGGAGAUGACCAUCUGCCUAUUACCAUUAAUGACCAUCUCAUGGCUCGCAACUUCUGCGUGCGUAAAGCUUGUGAUCCCGCACAUCUCCUUUCUCUCAGCACUCAUUAUCAGCGCUUGCGUAACCUGCACCGAUCCAGUCCUGUCUCAGGCAAUUGCGAAAGGCCCUUUUGCUGACAACUUCGUCCGCCGACCACUGCGAGAGUUCAUCUCCGCCGAAGCAGGUGGCAAUGACGGCUUUGGGUUUCCACUCUUGUUACUCGGAGUCUCGUUCUUGCGAUACGCCGAAGCCCCAGCCAACACCCUCAGCUUGGAAGAGUUUGACCUGGAACGAGGAGUCCCAGAUGUACUCGGGACAACUGGAGUUGGACGUUUCGGCGGCGGCGCAGGCGUGGCGCUCAAACAUUGGGCUAUUGAAGGAGUUCUAUACAUGAUCCUAUUAGGUGCAGCUUACGGUGCAUUCGUAGGGUUCGUGUCCCAGAAGCUGCUGAAGAAAGCGGUCAAGCACAGGUGGAUUGAUCAUGAAAGCUUCACACUUGUCCCAGCAGCAAUUGGAUUGCUCCUUGUUGGCACGUGUGGUUGUUUCGGCUCCGACGAGACACUCGCCUGCUUCAUUGCUGGGUGUGUCUUGAACUGGAAUGGUCUUUAUCACGAAGAGAUCCAAGCUCGACAUGACUCGUUCAAUUCGACGAUGGAAACCUUGCUGAAUUUCGCAGCGUUCAUGUUCCUUGGGGCGACCAUGCCAUGGGAAUAUUUCCAACGUCCCCAUGAUACGGGGAUAACUCUCUGGCGGCUCUUUGCAUUGGGAUUCCUGAUCCUGGUGUUUCGUCGCAUCCCAGCUAUUCUGGUGGGAUAUCGCUUCAUGCCCAAGGUCUGCAGCGACUGGAGAGAGGCACUGUUCCUGGGGCACUUUGGGCCAAUUGGAAUCGGCGCGGUCUCAUACGUCGAGUACACUCGUCGACUAUUUCCUCCCCCAGGACAAAGCGACGAGGAAAUCAACAGCAUGACAGCCGCGAUGGUACCAGUCGUCUACUGGCUAGUCCUAUUCUCCAUCGUAGUCCACGGCCUGUCAGUACCAGCUCUCAACGCCCUCUACAGCAUCUUCAAAGUACCCCGUAUCUGCGAUCACCCAGUCACCGUCGUCCUUCUCUCGGAGAACGAACCUCUCCCUAACAACAGCACAAUGAAUCCCCAGCGCCACUCGAUGGUCCUCAACAACCGAUUCUCACGACCAUCAGAGAGCGAAAGCGACCAGGAACAGGAGUACAAAGAAGACACGGAAACUAUGCUUCGGUCGAGAGAAGACAGUCCCGAUCGAAGCAUAGAGCGCCUUUCAACACAGUCCAGUCGGUCGAUUAGAACCGUGGAUAUGAGAGAUCUGGUGUGAUUUGUAUCUCUACGAAGAACGAAGCAAUCAUCUCUUAUUUAUUCGUUCGUUCAUUUCAUCUUAUCUCAUCUUAUAUUCAUCGUCGUCGUCGUCGUCACUCGUCAACACGUUAUACAGCCACACCCCGUCCCUUCGCCUACUACUUAUCGCAUCCCCACACCCACAACCCCAUGAACGCCUUAUAUCAUCUCCAGAUCGAACCGAAGGUAGUUUAAACAGGGCAGGUCUAUCAUACAAUAAAGUAAUUAGCUAAUAGCCACCUUAAACACGCAGACACUGCAGGAAGAAGAGAUCCACGUACCUUUCCGCAAGAUCCACAAGUCU